This is a messenger RNA of Vanessa atalanta (red admiral), 1015 nucleotides long. RefSeq names its product chromobox protein homolog 5-like. Gene Ontology annotation, cellular component: nucleus; pericentric heterochromatin. Gene Ontology annotation, molecular function: chromatin binding. The transcript is spliced from 5 exons. Bases 122 to 697 code for a protein of 191 amino acids. The record is from RefSeq and is a predicted model, not a curated record. Gene Ontology annotation, biological process: negative regulation of transcription by RNA polymerase II; chromatin organization. NCBI's taxonomy places the organism in Eukaryota, Metazoa, Arthropoda, Insecta, Lepidoptera, Nymphalidae.
UAUUUACAAGCUAUAGUCUGCGCGCCAUUUUGGGAAUUUUGUGGCUUAUAUUAGCGGUUACAUUAGACUUUGAUUUCUUAUUUAUUUAGCGUAGCAUUUUAUUUACUUUAUUUACAAAAACAUGGGUAAAGACAAAAAGACAGAAACCAGCGACGGUUCCAGUGAAGAAGAGUACGUUGUUGAAAAGGUUUUAAAUAAGAGAACCGUGAAGGGAAAGGUACAGUAUCUUCUAAAAUGGAAAGGUUAUAAAGAAGAGGAAAGUACUUGGGAACCAGAAGAAAAUCUGGACUGCGAGGAAUUGAUUAAAACAUUUGAAGACAGCAGGAAGGAAAAAGAGGCAAAAGUGAAAAAAACUGAAGAGCGCACCAAAAAACGGAGGCGUGAAUCUAGUGAUGAUACAAGUACAACAGGCCGCAAGGGACGAGGGACCAGUGUGUCUUCUCUGGAGGAACACAAAGACUCAAAGAAGGAAAAGAAAGAUGACAAGGCAAAAUCGGGUUUCGAGAAGGGUCUUAAAGCAGAAAAAAUAAUAGGAGCAUCGGACGCUACAGGAGAGUUGAUGUUUUUAAUAAAAUGGGCAGAUUCAGAUGAAGCUGAACUAGUACCGGCUAAAGUUGCUAAUGUUAAGUGCCCCCAACAGGUAAUUGCAUUCUACGAAGAGAGGUUGACAUGGCACACUCCAGCCGAGUCGGAGUGAUAGUGCCUUUUGGCGAGAGACUAAAAUUGUGAUAAAACAGUGUCUGUGGUGAUUUUAUAAGAGAGUGGAGGUCUUUCCCUUCAUGUUAUGUGUUACGUUGUUACAUGGGACACAAUACUUCCUCAGGAAUUUCUCAGAAGAUCUAUUACUUGAUUCCAUUAAAAUAUCUAGUCGGAAUGUUCAAGAAUAGACAUGUCAGCUUAGUUUUUAUAUAAUGUAACAAACUGUAUAUUAGCUGAACAUAUAAAAAUAUUUCAUUUGAUGAAAUUCCAUAACAUCUGUUAUAUUCUAUAUUAAUAAUAAAUACGAACUACUUGA